GCGAGUUUAGAAUCGGUGCUGUGUGUUCGUUUUCGUGCAGUGUUGAUUUCGAAAUCUCGGGUGAAUGUGAUCGCUGGAAUCGGUGGAACGGGUUGCAAAGCAGUGGUGCUGCAUGAAGGAGACCCAUACGGUGUCGAAAUUUGCAGCAGCAGCAGCAGCAGCGACAUCAGAAGUGUCUAAAGCAACAUGAUGACCAUACGUGGAAUUUGGUCAGGACCUCAGUUUAAAAUGUUAAUGCUGCUGACCGUGACGGUGGUGUUAGCGUUGGUUGUGCCAUCCAACGAGGAACCGUACGGUGGAGGUGGUGGAUAUUUUGGUGCAGAAACACGAUGUCCGCGACUAUGUUCCUGCACUGGCACGACAGUGGACUGUUCUCACCGAGGAUUGACCCAGGUGCCGCGGAAGAUUCCAUCGGAGACCGAUAGACUAGAUCUGCAAGGCAAUAACAUCAGUGUCAUCUACGAGUCCGACUUACAAGGAUUGGCGAAGCUGCGAAUACUGCAACUGACGAACAACCACAUACACAACAUUGAGAAGGACGCCUUUCACGAUCUGAUAUCGCUGGAAAGAUUACGACUUAAUAGCAAUCGCUUAAAAACAAUACCAGAUAAUUUUUUAUCCAGUGCUGCUAAUUUAUUAAGAUUGGAUCUGUCACACAAUGCACUUACCGCCGUACCGAAGCGUGCAUUCAAGGGAGCGUCAGCCCUGCGUAGUCUUCAGCUGGACAACAAUCAAAUCACCUGCCUGGAUGAAGGUUCCGUAAAAGGGCUGACAGAGCUGGAAAUACUGACGCUCAAUAAUAACAACAUCACCACGCUGCCGCGCGACAUGUUUGCCGGAAUGCCACUCCUGCGGGCGCUGCGCCUUUCGGAAAACCCAUUUGCGUGCGAUUGUCAUCUUUCCUGGUUGGCCCGGUAUCUGAAGAACGCAUCACGUCUGGCACCGUACACUCGGUGCCAUUCGCCCGGCCAGCUGAAAGGACAAAAUGUGGCGGAUCUGCACGAGCAGGACUUCAAAUGUUCCGGUCUAACGGAAAAUGCUCCGAUGGAGUGUGGUGGUCGCAGCCUCUGUCCCCAUCCAUGCCGCUGUGCCGACGGUAUAGUGGACUGUCGUGAGAAAAGUCUUACCACCGUACCAUCCACCCUGCCGGAAGACACAACCGAGCUCCGGCUCGAGCAGAACUACAUCACCGAAAUUCCACCGAAAGCGUUCGCUAACCACCGGCGCCUUAAGCGGAUAGACUUGUCAAAUAACAAUAUUUCGCGAGUCGCCUACGAUGCCUUCAGUGGACUGAAGUCCUUAACGUCGCUUGUUCUUUAUGGUAAUAAAAUUAAGGAUUUACCGGCGAGCGUUUUCAAAGGAUUAACCUCACUCCAGCUGCUACUGCUGAACGCAAACGAAAUCAGUUGCGUGCGAAGAGACGCUUUCAAGGAUCUGCAUAAUCUUAGCCUUUUGUCACUGUACGAUAACAACAUUCAGUCGCUGGCCAACGGAACGUUCGACUCCUUGAGAAGCAUCCAAACACUACAUUUGGCACGCAAUCCUUUCAUUUGCGAUUGCAAUCUACGCUGGUUGGGUGAUUAUCUGCAUCACAAUCCCAUCGAAACCAGCGGUGCCCGGUGCGAUGCUCCGAAGCGAAUGCAACGCCGCCGGAUUGAAGCUUUGAAGGAUGAAAAGUUCAAAUGCACCGAUGACUACAGCAAGAUCAAAUAUUCCGGCGAAUGUCGCAUGGACCAGGAAUGCCCGGCGGCUUGUCAUUGUGAUCGCACCACGGUCGAUUGUUCGGGUCGUGGUUUAAAGGAAAUUCCGCGUGAUAUUCCGCUUUACACCACGGAACUAUUGCUGAACGAUAACGAGCUUAAUCGCAUUAAGUCUGAUGGACUGUUCGGUCGGCUGCCAAAUCUUGCAAAGCUGGAUUUGCGAAGAAAUCAGAUAUCCGGUAUCGAACCGAAUGCGUUCGAAGGUGCCACCAGAAUACAAGAGCUGUUUUUGAGCGAAAACAAAAUCAACGAAGUGCAUAACAAGAUGUUUCUGGGACUUCAUCAGCUGAAAACACUAUCGCUCUACGAUAACAUCAUUACCUGCGUCAUGCCCGGUUCGUUCGACUACCUGACAUCGCUGACACAGCUAAAUCUCGCAUCGAACCCAUUCCGUUGCAACUGCCACCUUGCAUGGUUCUCCGACUGGCUGCGAAAGAAGCAGCUGAACGGUCCGCCGGCACGUUGCACAUCCCCGUCGAAGGUGCGCGACGUGCCCAUUAAGGAUUUGCCACACUUUGACUUUAAGUGCACUUCGGACAUGGACCAAGGCUGUCUGGGCGAAGGUUACUGUCCGCCAUCCUGCACCUGCACCGGCACGGUCGUUCGAUGUUCCCGCAACAAGCUGAAGGAAAUUCCUAAAUCCAUCCCGACCGAAACGACCGAACUAUAUCUGGAGUCGAACGAAAUCUCGAUGAUACAUUCCAAUCGUAUCAACCAUCUGAAGGCUCUUACCAGACUGGACUUAAGCAACAAUCAGAUUGGUAUUCUUUCCAACUACACGUUUGCAAACUUGAGCAAACUCUCUACACUUAUAAUAAGCUACAACAAUCUGCAGUGUGUACAGAAGUACGCGCUCUCAGGAUUGACCAACCUGAAGGUCCUUUCCCUGCAUGGUAACAAAAUUUCUAUGAUUCCCGAAGGUACCUUCAAUGAUCUACAAUCAAUUACACACAUCGCUCUGGGAAGCAAUCCACUGUACUGCGACUGUUCUCUUCGCUGGCUUUCGGAGUGGGUUAAGCGAGACUAUGUUGAACCGGGCAUUGCACGCUGUGCCGAGCCGGAACUGAUGAAGGACAAACUAAUCCUAUCGACACCGGCCAGCCAGUUUGUUUGCUCCGGAAAGGUUGGCAACGAAAUACUGUCCAAGUGUGACGCUUGCUAUACCUUCCCGUGCAAGAACGAGGCUGUUUGUAGUGCACUUCCGGAGCGACAGUACGAGUGCAAGUGUAAACCGGGUUAUCACGGAACGCACUGCGAGUUUAUGAUAGAUGCGUGCUAUGGUAAUCCCUGCCGUAACAAUGGUACCUGCACCGUGCUGGAAGAGGGCAGAUUCAGUUGCCACUGUCUGCACGGUUAUUCCGGUUCCCGGUGCGAGGUUAACAUUGAUGACUGCGUGGACCACAAGUGCCAGAACAACGGUACUUGUGUGGAUGGCGUCAAUUCGUACAGUUGCUCCUGUGCGGCCAGCUUCACUGGAGAGUACUGUGAGAGUAAGAUUGAGUUCUGCGGUAAGGACUUUAAUCCGUGCCAGAAUGGUGCCAAGUGUGUGGACCAUACGACACAUUACAGCUGCGAAUGUCUGCCCGGAUACCGUGGGCUUAACUGUUCGGACAACAUCGAUGACUGUGUGAACCAUAUGUGCCAGAAUGGAGGUACUUGUGUGGAUGGCAUCAACGAUUACACAUGCAAGUGUCCCAACGAGUUUACGGGCAAGUUCUGCGAAGGUGCCCCAAUGGUGGCCAUGAUGUAUCCGCAAACGUCUCCCUGUCAGCAGCACGAAUGCAAGUUUGGUGUCUGCUUCCAGCCCAAUCCUUCCAGUGCAGACUAUAUCUGCAAGUGUGCCCCAGGUUAUUCGGGCAAACGGUGUGAAUAUCUGACCAGCUUAACGUUCCUGCAUAACAAUUCGUUUAUUGAGCUGGAACCGCUCCGAACCAAGCCGGAAGCAAACGUUACGAUCGUGUUUAGCAGUACGCAACAAAAUGGUGUACUUAUGUACGAUGGGCACAAUGAGCAUCUGGCGGUAGAACUAUUUAACGGUCGCAUUCGUGUGAGCUAUGACGUUGGCAAUGAUCCGGUGUCCACGAUGUACAGCUUCGAAAUGGUCGCCGAUGGCAAGUAUCACAUGGUGGAGUUGCUGGCAGUUAAGAAAAACUUUACGCUUCGAGUCGACCGUGGCCUGGCACGCUCUAUCAUCAACGAAGGUUCGAAGGAUUACCUGAAACUGUCGAGCCCGAUGUAUCUGGGAGGUUUGCCGGCAGAGCCAGGCCAGCAAGCGUACAAACAGUGGCACCUCCGCAAUUUGACCAGUUUCAAGGGCUGCAUGAAGGAAGUGUGGAUUAAUCACAAGCAGGUCGAUUUUCUGAAUGCCGCACGGCAGCAAAAGAUUACGCCGGGAUGUGCCCUGCUUGAUCAGGAUACUGAGAGUGAAAUGGAUGACGAAUUUAUGCAGGAAACGCCGGUGAUCCUUAAAGAGGUUAACCCUUGCGAAAAUCAUCAAUGCAAACGAGGAGGCAAAUGUGUGCCCAACGGUAAGGGUGGCUACUCCUGCAAGUGUAAGAAAGGCACCAAGGGAAAAUAUUGCGACCAAGGUGAGGGAUCGGUUUCGCUAGUGAUCGACGAGGACCCGUUCAAAACUUCCUCUUCCGUUGCCAACACGUGUCGCAAGGAGCAAGUGCGAGAGUACUACACGGAGAACGAUUGCCGCUCGAGGCAACCGCUCAAGUACGCCAAGUGCGUUGGAGGUUGCGGCAAUCAGUGUUGCGCCGCCAAAGUCGUACGCCGAAGAAAGGUACGCAUGGUGUGCAGCAAUAACACCAAAUACGUGAAGCAGCUGGAUAUUGUGCGAAAAUGCCACUGUACAAAGAAAUGCUACUGACUGCAAGACCAGAAUGGCAGCCUAGGAUUACAAUUAUCUAGUUUAAGUGAAGCUAAUUUAAAUACUAUUACUACUACUACCACAACUACUACAACUAUACACGGUAGCUCUAAUGAUAAGUGGAUAAACUUUGAGGUCGAUUAUGACGACGAAAUGAUGCAGAACGAUGCUCCCGAGCCAGCAGCAGCCCCACUCGCAAUGGUACCGAUUGAGCAGUCACACACGACAGAAACGCUUCCUGCCGGUGGUCCCGUUGGUACAACGAUCGUCGGAGAUGAGUUUCAUCGCGUGAUGCACCAGCUGGAAGAGCUCAAGGAGAAGCCUUUGUUUAGUGAGGAUGAGCUCGAAGAAGCCACCGAAGAGGACGAUCUGUUCGACGAUGAAGAUUAUGACCUGGAGGAAGUCAUACGUCGGCAUAGACAGAAAUUAGAGGAAGCUCGCCAAAAGGCGGGAAUCGUCGAUGAUGAUGAUGACGAUUACUACGACGACUAUAGUGCGGAAGAGGAUGAGGAGGAGCAAAGGCGAAAAAAACAAUCGAAAGCCGGCACUGCACCGGACGAAGGCAACGCCGACAAUGUAAUGCAGGACUUCCUUCAUAUCAAGAGCAAAUCAGCUACUCAUCGGUUCAAGUCAAAGUUUGAUGACUUUAACGAUUCCGGCGAUGGAGACCUGCUGUCCGGCAUUAGCAACAGUCGAAAGUUGCGCAAGAAUGAUUCCAUCAAAAUAAUCUCGACGCCGAACGGGAAGGUCGGCAUUGUGUACAAGGUAGAACCAAAGGUGACCGAUGAGGAAUCGGCCAGGAAAGCGACCUCGGAUGCCACCGGUAGCGGGGUAGGGUCGAACAGUGGUGCAGCUGGCGGUGGUGGAGAGCAGCGACAAAACAAGAUCACACCCGUCAUAACGGCCGACGGUAAGGUGGCACUGCUGUACCGGGGAGCAUCCGACAAUGGUGACACGUUCCGCAACAAGUACGAACCCAUCACGGCCAAGGACAUACUACAAUUGAUCGACAAUAAUAAUAAUAACAAUAGUAAUGGGGGCGCCAGCGACGGCAGCAACUCACCCGCGAGCACUAACAGCAGUAUUAAAAAUAUUACCAAUAAUAAUAUUUAUAAUAGUCAUAAUAAUUACGGUAAUAGUUAUGAUAGUUUUAAUAGAAACGUCAAUAAUGUGAUCGUUGAUGCGCAUCCACCGGAUACGGGUGAUAAUUCGCGGGAGAACAAUGCUGCUAGCGGUGGGGCGGGUGCAAUUCAUCGGUUGGAACCGGCGCCAACGGUAGCCUACCCGCGGAUCACAACACCAAUGUCACGAAACAGUCCAGGCGGCGUACAGCACUUUGCUCCAACCAGUAUCACCUCUCACAUCCCUACCACGAGCAGCAGUCCGGUAACGGCCACUACACCCGGUACUUUCCAGCCUAACGAUCGGCAGGAAAAUUCGCUGCUCAUCAAUCGGCCACUGUCGGAAGUGUUGGGUAUUCGCAAGAACCAGUACUUGGAGACGAACACGAUCAAAAUACCAAAUAGCGAAACGUCGACGAACAAAAUGCGUAUUGGCAGUAGUAACAAUCUGCUGUCCUCGUUGUUGCACAAUCUGCAGCAACAGCAUGUAGGUCUACCGAACUCAAGCAGUAUCAUCGGCGAUCACGGUGAACAGGACCGGCGACCAACGCCCGACGACGAACAACACCAUCGACGGGCCGGAUACAGUGUGAACGGGUUUAGCCGGUCACGGUUCUACAUUAAUCGGCGGACAACGCCAGCCUUGCCGCCCCGUAUCAUCAAGGAGGAAAGUGAGGAAGACACGUUCAUCGGCGAUGGGGACGAUAACGCUCUGCCGGAGGUAAUUAAUCUUGCAAUUAUACCCGCGUUCGAGCACGAAAUCGAUGAGAAGUACAUCCGGCCACACCACGGCGAUUGGCACCGUCGCCAUCGGCAUCAGUACAACGUGGCACCGGGUCAACCGGCUGUACACUGUGCAAUGCAAGCGCUGGUAGCGUGUGCCGUGCUGGCGACGUUCUUCGGGAUUGUAGGAACGUACUUUAAGUCGCGCGUCGUCGAUCACAUCCGCGUACUGUAUUGGUAGGAUUUGUGCGGUAUUCGAUCGGUGCCGGUGGAGCAAAACUAUCAAAACUACUACUAUCGUCUGUAUCGGAAGCUCGUGCAACGAUAACCGGAUCCGGACGGUGUAGAUCUCUGCCUGCCUUCGUCAUUGAUCGAAUACCACG
This is a messenger RNA of Anopheles maculipalpis, 6862 nucleotides long. RefSeq names its product protein slit (gene sli). Gene Ontology annotation, molecular function: Roundabout binding; heparin binding; calcium ion binding. NCBI's taxonomy places the organism in Eukaryota, Metazoa, Arthropoda, Insecta, Diptera, Culicidae. The transcript has 21 exons. The record is from RefSeq and is a predicted model, not a curated record. Gene Ontology annotation, biological process: axon guidance.